GAUUGGUUGCUCAUCUGAUGACCUGGGAGAGGAUGAUCCUAUUGGCUGGUUUGAGCUGGAAGAAGAGUGGGAUGAAGCAGAUGUCAAAUUGCAGCAGUGCAGAGUUGCCAAAUAUUUGAUGGUGAAGUUCCUCUGCACCCGUCAGGAGUCGGCAGAGCGCUUGGGAGUGCAAGGCUUGAGCAUCAGUGGGUACCUCCGGCCUGCAAGAGCAGAGGCAGAGCAAAACAUCCUCUGUGCCCACUGCAGAAAGGACACAGAGAGUGUCUGUGGGGCCACCCUGCUCCUCAGGACUCUUCAGUUCAUCCAGCAACUCGCCCAUGACCUGGUACAGCAGAAGGAAAGUGGCCUAAAAUAUAAAUCUUUUCUGGACUUUACGGGUCUUGAUUUGCAGAUCUUCUGGAAUUUUUACAGUAAACUAAAGCAAAACCCAAGGGAAGAGUGCAUAUGUGCCCAAACCUUGCUGCUGCGCCUCCUCCAGAGUUGCUUCUCAGUGCUGCAGGGAGAGGCACUGGCUGCCUCUGGGGAAGAAAAGCCUCCAACCCAGCGCCCUGAGGGAGUGGAGGCUGCCAAGGAGCUCUACAUACACUUAUGUGAUGUGGUAGAUAGGGUGGAUGGAGAUUCCAUGCCCAUGGAGAUAUUAAAACAAGAGGUCAGGAACACCCUUCUCAAUGGAGCUGCCAUCUUCUUUCCUGAUCGACAGACCCGACGGAACCAUCUCUUCACCAUGAUGAAGAAUGUCACUGAGCAAGAGCACAAGCAGUCCCUGCAGCUCACUUUCCGUUCACUAUGCACAUAUUUUAGUGAUAAGGAUCCAGGCGGCCUUCUACUUUUACCUGAGAAAAGUGACCUGGCUGACAUGAACAUCAGUGAAGUCCUGGCAGUCAUGAACACCCUCCUCUCUGUUGCUGCUCGAGAGUGUGAGCUGUUGAUGCUCAGUGGGACCCAAGGGGAGGCUGGCUCUGUGCUCCUCUCCCUCUUCUGGUCUGUCCAAGGCAGCCUGCUCUCCUGGUGCUAUCUGCAGCUAAAGGCAACUGACACAGCAGCCAAAGGCCUGGCCGUGGACCUUAUCGAAAAAUAUGUGGCACAGUUUCUGGCAAGCAUGAGAGUGAUUUUGGAAUCCCUUUUGUCACAGUAUAGUGGGAAAACCAUAGUAGAAAAAUUAUGUAAUUCAGUGUUUUCGAUGGCAGCUCGUCAACUGGUCAUCUUCCUGUUGGACUUCUGCACUUUAGACAUUUCACACUGCACACUCUUGAGAGAGUUCAGUACCCUAACAGAGCUAUUGAAGAAGCUCUGCAGUGACCCUGAAGGAGGGCCAAAUAAGCUGGAUGUAGAGACCUGGCAGCAAGAACAGCCUGUGGUUCUGCAUACAUGGACCAAAGAGUCUGCCCACAACUAUGAAAAUAACUGCCACGAGGUGUCUGUCUUUGUUAGCCCAGGGGCAACCUAUUUUGAGGUGGAAUUUGACGAAAGGUGUGAAACUGAAAAAAGAUAUGAUUACCUGGAAUUUACUGAUGCUAGAGGUGGGAAAACACGCUAUGACACAAAAGUCGGCACUUACAAAUGGCCUAAGAAAGUGACCUUUAAGGAUGGUCCUCGGCUACAGUUCCUCUUUCACUCUGACAGCAGCAACAAUGAGUGGGGCUACAAAUUCACUGUCACUGCCUAUGGCCUGCCUGAUGUUGCUGUGUCUUGGGGGUUAGAUUUACAACUCCUUGUCUCCCGACUGAUGGGACGCCUCGCCUCCCAGUGCAUGGCACUCAAGUCUACGUAUCAGUUAGGAAGUAAUAUGGUAAUACCACAGGCAAAAAUGGCUUCAGUCCUGAACUCUCCUUUGUGGAAACCUGUCUUCAGGCAUCAGAUUUGUCCAGAGUUGGAAUUAGAAGCAAGCUGGCCCACUCACCCACACCAGGAUAGGAAGGAGGUUAAGAGCAUUCCUGAUGAUCCCUGCCGCCAUUUUCUCCUUGAUUUUGCCCAGUCAGAGCCUGCUCAGAACUUCUGUGGGCCAUAUUCAGAACUUUUCAAAGGAUUCAUACAGGCAUGUAGAAAACAGGCCCCAAAGACAGAUAUAGUUGCUGGUUCCACUAUUGAUCAAGCUGUGAACGCCACCUUUGCUGCUCUGGUGUAUCGCACUCCAGACUUAUAUGAGAAGCUGCAAAAAUAUGUAAACAGCCGGGGCAAGGUAGCCCUGAGUGAAGAGUUUGCACAGGUGUAUUCUUUGGCGGAUGGGAUUCGAAUAUGGAUGUUAGAGAUGAAACAGAAGUCCCUGAUGAGCCUGGGGAGCGAGGCAGAAGAAAAACACAGUUUGGAAGCGACUGAGGCAAAUCCAGAGAGCCUGGCAAAAGAGUGUAUUCAGAAAAGUCUUCUAUUACUAAAAUUUUUGCCCAUGGCUAAAAGUUCAAAAGAAAGCAGUGACAAGGUGGUGACUGCUGAUGAAACUGAUCAUCUCCAGCCACUUGACAGGCGCCAGAGGACAAGCUCUGUGGUCGAAGAGCAUUUCCAAGCCUCAGCGUCACCCACUGAAACAGCAGCCCCAACUGUAGGAGACAAGAGUCCUGGCUUGGAGAUCCCACCAAAGUUGCCACCCAGCAGUGGCCCUCCCACUGCAGAACCUUCUACAGCUGAAGAGCCCUCAUCACCUUCCACACCUACCCGGCGGCCCCCCUUCACUCGAGGGCGACUCCGGCUGCUCUCCUUCAGAUCCAUGGAGGAGGCCAGACCAGUGCCCACAGUGAAAGAGAAAUACCCAGUUUUAAAGGAUGUCAUGGACUUCAUUAAAGAUCAGUCAAUCUCUCAUGAGAGUGUUGUAAAGGUUCUUUCCUUGAGGAAAGCCCAAGCCCAGAGCAUCCUGGAAGUCCUGAGGAUAAUUCAGUACUGUACAGAGUCUCUUGGGCAGCCUCACUGCUUCCAUCCACCAUAUAUACUUUUCCUGUUGGAACUCCUGACCUGUCAGAAAGAUUUUACCAAUUACUUUGGACACUUGGAAGGCUGUGGUGCUGAUCUACACAAAGAAAUUCGAGACACUUACUAUCAACUUGUUAUGUUUUUGGUCAAAGCAAUUAAAGGAUUUAAUAGCAUAAAUGACAGAUCCCUGCUGCCUGCCUUAUCCUGUGUUCAGACAGCCCUGCUUCAUCUGUUGGAUAUGGGCUGGGAACCCAGUGACCUUGCCUUCUUCGUUGACAUUCAGUUACCAGAUCUCCUCAUGAAAAUGUCACAGGAAAAUAUAAGUGUCCAUGACAGUGUGAUCAGCCAGUGGAGUGAAGAAGAUGAGCUUGCUGAUGCCAAGCAGAACUCAGAGUGGAUGGAUGAGUGUCAGGAUGGCAUGUUUGAGGCCUGGUAUGAAAAAAUAGCCCAGGAGGAUCCAGAGAAGCAGAGGAAAAUGCACAUGUUUAUUGCUCGCUACUGUGAUCUGCUAAAUGUGGACAUCUCUUGUGAUGGGUGUGAUGAGAUUGCUCCCUGGCAUCUCUACCGGUGUCUACAGUGCAGUGACAUGGAUCUGUGCAAAACUUACUUCCUAGGUGGAGUGAAGCCUGAGGGCCAUGGAGAUGACCAUGAAAUGGUCAACAUGGAAUUUACCUGUGACAACUGCCAGGGUUUGAUUAUAGGCCGGAGAAUGAAUUGCAAUGUGUGUGAUGACUUUGAUCUUUGCUAUGGAUGCUAUGCCGCAAAGAAAUAUUCCUAUGGCCAUUUGCCUACCCACAGCAUCACAGCCCACCCCAUGGUGACCAUUCGGAUCAGUGACCGGCAGAGGCUCAUCCAGCCUUACAUCCACAACUACUCCUGGCUGCUCUUUGCCGCCCUGGCUCUCUAUAGUGCACACCUGGCCAGCACAGAGGUUGUAGAUGGGGAGAGACUGGACCCCCAGGCCCACAGCAAUGCCAUCAUCCUGCGGAGCCAGUGCAUGCAGCUUGUCGGCGACUGUCUGAUGAAGGCUCACCAGGGGAAAGGUCUUAAAGCUCUCGCUCUUCUUGGUAUAUUGCCAGAUGGUGACUCUACGCCAGAAAACCAAUCCCUCCCACUUAGCGUACCUACCCGCACAUCAGAGGAACAGCUAGAGAAGAAAGUGGUCCAGCCUGCUGAGGAGCCGGCAGAGGCAGGCUCUUUUGUGCACUGCAAUGGAAGGAGAGCUGCAGACAAGGAAAUCAGACCUUUGGAUUACAAGCAGAGAAGUAAGGCAAAUGCAGGUAUCUUGUUCAUGAAGGAUCAUUCAGGCCAGACCCACACUCCAAAUGUACCUGCAGAUGCUCACAUACCUCCAGGACUUCCAGAUGCUGAAAAUUCAGAAGUGUCACCUCAGGAGCCAAUAGAGGAAAAGGCAGUUACUCCCAACCCUGAGCAGGUGUUCGCUGAGUGUUCCCAGAAGAGGAUUUUGGGAUUACUAGCAGCCAUGUUACCUCCCCUAAAGUCGGUUGUCAUCUCCAAUGCAGGCCACCUGAAUGAAACCUACCACCUCACCCUGGGUCUUCUUGGCCAGUUAAUCGUCCGUCUUUUACCAGCAGAGGUAGAUGCCGCAGUGAUCAAGGUUCUCUCAGCCAAACACAACCUGUUUGCUGCAGGGGACAGUGCCAUUGUGCCAGAUGGCUGGAAGACCACCCACCUACUCUUUAGCCUGGGAGCUGUAUGUCUAGACAGCCGGGUGGGCCUAGACUGGGCAUGCUCCAUGGCCGAGAUCCUGCGGUCACUCAACAGUGCCCCUCUGUGGCGAGACGUCAUUGCCACCUUCACAGACCACUGCAUCAAGCAGCUGCCUUUCCAGCUGAAGCACACCAAUAUCUUCACCCUGCUGGUGCUGGUUGGCUUCCCUCAGGUUCUUUGUGUGGGGACCCGCUGUGUUUAUAUGGAUAAUGCCAAUGAGCCCCAUAAUGUGAUCAUCUUGAAGCACUUUACUGAGAAGAACAGGGCUGUGAUUGUGGAUGUCAAAACUCGGAAAAGGAAAACAGUGAAAGACUACCAGCUGGUCCAGAAGGGAGGAGGACAAGAAUGCAGUGACUCUCAAGCCCAAUUGAGCCAAUAUUCCCAGCACUUUGCCUUUAUCGCCAGUCACCUUCUGCAAACCAGCAUGGAUAGCUAUUGUUCCGAGGCUGUAGAAGCAACUUGGAUCCUAUCCCUGGCCCUCAAAGGGAUUUGCCUGGCUUUUGUGGAAAGCAAGUUCAACGUCUCAAAGAUAAAUGAAAAUGCAGAUGGCAGCACUGACUAUGGCAUCUUCCAGAUCAACAGCCACUACUGGUGCAACAAUUAUCAGAGUCACUCAGAAAACUAUUGCCACGUGGACUGUGAAGGUUUGGCCUGGGUCCCAGGGUGGGAGGGACGAGAGAGGAGACCAGGCUGUACUCAAAGGACUUCUCUUCCUACCCACAGCCUGGGCACGUCCUUAGAGAGUUCUAAGAGUCAGGGAAUCCCUUUACUGAGCAGAGGCUUGGUUUACUGGCCCUGUUACCCAUCCAGUCAAAGGAUUCUACAGAUCCUGAAGCGCCAAAGUUGGUUGUACUUUACAUGCUUACCUCAUUCUAUCCAAAUUUCCAUGCCAGUUUUCCAUUCAAAACUGUUUGUGAUUCCCACUUUAGAAAUGAGGAAGCUGAGGACCAAAGGGAGAACUGAACCAGAGGUGAUGGGAUGCUUAUUAUCCCAAAGAAUUUUUUUUUUUUAAAGAGAGAGUGAGAGACAGACAGUAAAGAGAGAAUUUUUUUUAAUAUUUAUUUUUUAGUUAUCGGCGGGCACAACAUCUUUGGUUGUAUGUGGUGCUGAGGAUCGAACCCGGGCCGCACGCAUGCCAGGCGAGUGCGCUACCGCUUGAGCCACAUCCCCAGCCCGAGAGCAAAGAAAUUUUAUUUUGCACCAAUAAAAAUAUGGAAAAAUAAAUUAUUUGUCUACCCAUCAUGUAGCUCCUGCUUGAGAAUAUGACUUAAAAAGCAGUUUAGAUGAACUGCACUCACCAAGUUACAAACCCAUAUUAGAGGUGAGACUACACAUACCUCUAUGAAUGUUACAGGCCACUAAAAUGAUUAAUAAUGGUUCAGCUGCAUUAACAACCUUCUCCGAGAAUGUAAAUACCUCCUAAGUGUUAGCUAUUUCCUUGUGAAGAUGAAAGCUCAGGGGUUCCAUAGUCAGUGUAGCCAUGAUUGAAAACAACCAGUGGGCUGGGUGCGGGGUUCAUGCGUGUAAUCCCAGCAGCUUGGGAGGCUGAGGCAGGAGGAUCACGAUUUCAAAACCAGCCUCAGCAACUUAGCAAGGCCUUAAGCAACUCAGCAAGACGCUGUCUCAAAAGAAAAGAAUUUUUUUUAAAAAAAGGGCUAGGUGGCCUGGUGUUAUAGCUCAGUGGUAGACCACUUUCCUAGCAUGUGUGAGGCACUGGGUUUGUUUCUCAGCACCACAUAUAAGUAAAUAAAGAUUCACUGACAGCUAAAAAUAUUU
Messenger RNA from Marmota monax (woodchuck), 6408 nucleotides. RefSeq names its product zinc finger ZZ-type and EF-hand domain-containing protein 1. NCBI's taxonomy places the organism in Eukaryota, Metazoa, Chordata, Mammalia, Rodentia, Sciuridae. The record is from RefSeq and is a predicted model, not a curated record. Gene Ontology annotation, cellular component: postsynapse. Gene Ontology annotation, biological process: regulation of synaptic plasticity; protein ubiquitination. Gene Ontology annotation, molecular function: zinc ion binding; ubiquitin-like protein ligase activity.